Molecule: messenger RNA, 4467 nt
Organism: Cyprinodon variegatus (sheepshead minnow)
Lineage: Eukaryota; Metazoa; Chordata; Actinopteri; Cyprinodontiformes; Cyprinodontidae
Product: immunoglobulin-like and fibronectin type III domain-containing protein 1
Exons: 24
Coding region: 220-4242 (1340 amino acids)
Molecular function (GO): protein binding
Source: RefSeq, a predicted model, not a curated record
UCUUCAUAAACCUAUAGCACCAGGGUAAGGCAUAUCAGAGUAAAACUAUCUCUAUGUGUAACUGUAAAAAAGCAGUGGGUUGGGUUGCUCUGAGUGUCGUAAAGGCCUUUAUGGCCUCUUAAAAGAAGGAGCUCACACUCAACAACCAACUGGACCGUGGCUGGCACCCGACUGCACAGCAAAGCAGCUAAAGUGAAAAAAUAACAACUUGGUGUGAAGAUGUUUAAGGUUUGCAAAGCAAAGGAUGAGCAGCCUACUGCUCCUGGGCAGGUUAAAAUAAGAAAAAAGUCACGGGUGCCUGGAGUUAUGAUCACUCAGUACGUGGAAGAACUUCCAGAAGGUAUGACUACUCCAGAUUUCACACGGAAACCUAUCGCUCUCACAAUCCCAGAAGGAAAGAUGGCAUUUUUUAGAGCAAUAGUUACAGGUAAUCCAACACCAAAAGUGUCUUGGGCGAGAAAUAAUGGGGAGAUUGAUGAGGAAAGAUACAAGUUUGUAUUUGAUCCGGUUUCUGGUGAACAUCAGCUACAGAUGCCAGACGUGUGUGCAGAUCAAUCAGAUACCUACAAAUGUUAUGCCCGAAAUGAGUUUGGAAAAGCACUUGUAACAGUUACACUCAAUGUCAUUGAAAUUGGCUAUAAGAAGAGCAAAGCAAUGAAAGAAUCCAGAACAGCUGUUCGAGAGUUACCAGAAGACUUCAAAAAGAACCUGAGAAAAACCGUGGGCAUUGAGCCAAAGGAAGAGAAAAAGCAAGAAAUUGAUGACCAGUUUUGGGAACUAUUGUUGAGUGCAGACAAAAAAGAUUAUGAGAGCAUUUGUGCACAAUAUGGAGUCACCAACUUUCGCUGGAUGCUCAAGAAGCUUAAUGAGAAGAAGAUAGAGCGAGAGGAGGAGCAGCAGAAGGUUGUGGAAAAACUCUGUAACCUGAAGCCCAUUGAACUGAAACAUAACGGUGCUGCAGAAUUUGAAAUUGAGAUGUCACUGAAGGACCCAACGAGUAAAGUUUUCAUAUUCAAGGAUGGGGUUAUGAUUCCUUUCGAUGCUGACACUGAGGUAAAACACGGACUCAAGCGAGUAGGAAAAAGGUUUGUGUUUAGCAUAAAUGGGGUUAAUCCUGAAGAUGCAGGACUAUACCAACUCGAAGUUGAUGGAGUAAAGAUAUUUUCAACUGAACUGAAAAUUCCAGAUGUGGAUUUCUUGGUAAAGAUUCAAGAUGUGAAAGCAGAAGAAAGAGAGGAUGCAGUGUUUCAGUGUGUGCUCUCACGUCCUAUGACAAAAAUCAUUUGGAUGGGAAAAAAUAACCCGGUGGAGCAAGGAGAUAAAUAUGAUGUUACAACAUCAGAUGACAUGCUGAUUCACACUUUAGUGGUGAAAGAUUGCCUUCUACUGGACAAAGGAAUUUAUUCGGCUGUGGCUGGGCUAAAAUCCUGCAGUGCCUGGCUUAUAGUAGAGGGUAACAAGGACCCAAAUAUGGCUGGAAAGAAGAAAGCUCGAAAGACAACUCGUGCAGGGGGUGGUGGAGAGGAUCUUCUCAAGGUUGCCCAGGAACAGCAAGCAAAGUUACAAAAAGAGCGAGAUGAGUUGAUUGCAAAAGCAAAAGAAAAAGCGGAGGAAGAGGCAGCAGCUGCAGCAGCAGCUGCAGCAUUAGCUGGUGAUGAAGAGACAGACCUUUAUUCUGAAACGGAAGUAGGAACAGAAGUUGUAGGAGAAUCAGAGGAGAUAGUACAGAAAGUAAAGAAAGUUUCAAAACCUGAGGAACAUGGUACGCCACAACAGGAAGAAGAUGAUCUUGAAGAGAAGGAACCUGUUCAAAAGAAAAGAGUAAGAACAGGCCCACUUAUCCCUGAAACAGUCAUAGAUCCAGGAGUUUAUUUCACUAGUGGACUCUUAGAUGUAAAUGCAGUCAUUGGUACUGAUAUAGAACUGCUAUGCCAGCUCAGCAGCGAGGACUGUGAAGCAAUCUGGUAUAAAGAUGGAAAAGAGAUAACAGUAACAGAGAACAUUGAUUUAGUCAAAGACAAGACUUGUCGCAAGCUAGUUAUUAAAAACUGUACAGAAGAGGAUGCUGGAAAAUACAAAUGUGAAGCAGAUGGUCGUAAAACAGAAGCAAUGGUAAAUGUUGAAGAUCCUCCAAGAAUCAACCCUGAGGACCUUGCUGAGUUUAUGAAACCAGUUAUAAUCAAAAGUGGAAAAGACGCAUCCUUUAAGCUAACAUUUGUUGGCCGUGAACCCAUGAAAAUCCAAUGGUACAAUGAUGGGGAAGAGCUGAUGGAGGAGACCAACAUUAAGAUUGAAAAGUCUUCCUCACAUAGCCGACUACUAUUAACUAAGUGUAAUCGCAGAACAACUGGAGAAAUUAAGAUUAAAAUAAAAAAUGAAAGUGGAACGGUGGAGGCCAUCACACAUCUUACUGUCCUAGAUAAGCCGACGCCACCACAGGGACCUGUUGAUAUCAUUGAAAGUUCAUCCUCCUGCAUCGAGUUUAAAUGGAGAGCUCCCAAAGAUAAUGGUGGUUGCCCUAUAGUCAACUACAUUCUGGAGCGCCAGCAAAUUGGACGCAACAGUUGGCAAAAGCUGGGUAAGAUUGGCUCGGAGCCCAAGUACAGGGACACAGACAUAGAUCAUGGCAGAAAAUACUGCUACCACAUCAGGGCUGAAACUGAUCAAGGCAUCAGUGAAAUGAUAGAGACUGAUGACAUCCAGGCGGGAACAAAGGCAUACCCCGGACCUCCAUCUGCACCAAGAAUUGUUAGUGCUUUCAAGGACUGCAUUAAUCUCGCCUGGACUGCACCAGCAAAUACAGGAGGGACAAAUAUUUUAGGAUACAAUGUGGAGAAACGAAAGAAUGGGAGUAAUCUAUGGGGCAUGGUCAACCCACCAGAUGAGCCCAUCAAAGCAAAACAGUAUGCAGUAAAGGAUGUUGUCGAAGGGAUUGAGUAUGAGUUCAGAGUGUCAGCCAUUAAUAUGUCUGGUGCUGGAGAGCCAAGUGUACCAUCUGAAUUUGUGAUUGCAAGAGAUCCAAAGAAACCUCCUGGUAAAAUUACUGACUUGAAGGUGACAGACUCCUCAUAUACCACCUUAUCGCUAAGUUGGAACAAACCAGUAGAAAAAGAAGGUGUCCAAGAUGAGGCCAAAGGUUACUUUGUGGAACUACGACCAGCUGAAAACCCUGAAUGGGGCCGCUGUAAUACCAACCCCAUUGUUAUGACCUCCUUCACUAUUGUUGGACUAAAGUCAAUGGCAAUGUACUGGGUAAGAGUUAAGGCCACCAAUGAAGGGGGAGAUGGUGAGCCUCAGGACCUAGACAACUAUAUCAUUGCAAUGCCUCCUCCAGUCAGACCCCAAUUCACUGACAGGAAAAUGAAAAACUUCAUGGUUGUGAGGGCGGGAAACUCUGUUAGAAUCAACUUCAACUUCAAGGCUUCUCCAAUGCCAGUAAUUAAAUGGCUAAAGGAUGGCUUGCCUUUACCCAAAUAUGUAACAGUGAGCAACACAGACACAUCAUCACAGCUGAUGAUUCCCUCAUCAGAGCGCCAUGAUACUGGAAUAUACACAAUCAUUGUAAAGAACCUUGUUGGUCAGGAGACCUCUAGUGUUGAAAUAAGGGUCACAGAUGAUCCUAAACCUCCAGGCCCUGUGGAGCUUGAAGAAAAUGUGUCAGGAACAGUGACCGUUUCAUGGACUCCAUCUCCAGAUGAAAAGAAAGAUGACAGACUGCACUACGUGGUUACCAAGCACGAUUCUGUUAAACGUACAUGGCAUACUGUGGCUGACCAUCUCUUCAACAACAGGUUCACCGCUGUCAAUAUUAUGCCAGGAAGGCAGUACAAGUUCAGAAUCUAUGCAAAGAAUGACAUGGGCCUUUCUGCAGCAUCUCAGUCACCAAUCUGGGAAGUGAAACAGAAGAAAGAGAAAUUUUUGUUGAAACUUCCACCUUCCAAGAGCUGUAGCUUUGAGAUGCCUCCAUCAUUUUCUGUUCCUCUAAAGAUGCACCAAAGUCCUGAGAGCUAUGAGUGCCAAAUUAGUUGUGCUGUAACAGGCAAUCCCAGACCUUAUAUUACCUGGUACAAAAAUAACAUCAGCCUUAACACCAACACCAACUACUACAUCACCAACACCUGUGGUGUCUGCUCCAUGGUCAUACUCCAUGUAGGGCCCAAGGACAGUGGGGAUUACAUGGUUGUUGCAGAAAAUCCUUUGGGCAGAGUGGAGUGUUCAACAAAACUUGUUGUAAAAGAUUAGCAUACCGCAGAGGCCUUGAACUUCUAGAGAUUCCUGUUUCAUCAAAGUUAAUAAUGCCACAUUCAUUAGCUUGACAACUGGUUGUGAUCUGCAUGGGUUUUGCUAUAUUUGUCAGAAAAUAUAGCCUUGAUUUUAAAUAAAAUCUGAUAACCACAAAUAAAUUUAAUCAUUAAAAAAUGAAGACUAUGAAUAUUUGACAUUUAAUAUUGCCAACAUUAAAAUCAU